AUGUAUGCAGUGGCCCAGGCGGCGAUCGCCCGAAGUGGUUUUGCUUGUGUGUUUAGAGUUGUCACUGUCGAUGAGCCAUUUGUCGUUCUGAACUUGAUUGUACCAUGUAUUGUUGAUGGGAUGGCUUGUAACCGGAAGAGAGCAGGUCACCCUAGGAUCAUAACGUCUUCGUAUUUGUGCUUUACUAACGAGAACUCGAUUAUCCUUGUUACACUUUCCUUUCGGUCAUGGCUGAGUAGUGUCAACGGGAGGUUUAUGGUUCUGAGUGGCCAUAAUUUGUGUCCCGUGAAGCCGACGAGUGGAGCUCGGGUUGGUGGUCUUAGGCUUUUAUUCUAG
Lactuca virosa is the source of this 336-nucleotide messenger RNA. Lineage: Eukaryota; Viridiplantae; Streptophyta; Magnoliopsida; Asterales; Asteraceae. The record is from the annotation of a GenBank genome assembly.